Messenger RNA from Juglans microcarpa x Juglans regia, 1340 nucleotides. RefSeq names its product kinetochore protein SPC25 homolog. Bases 111 to 1052 code for a protein of 313 amino acids. The transcript has 8 exons. The record is from RefSeq and is a predicted model, not a curated record. Lineage: Eukaryota; Viridiplantae; Streptophyta; Magnoliopsida; Fagales; Juglandaceae. Gene Ontology annotation, biological process: chromosome segregation. Gene Ontology annotation, cellular component: Ndc80 complex.
GUCAGCACGCGCCUUCCGUAAAGAUGGUGUGAUUGGAUAGAAAAUGGCGGCCAGAAGCAAAGAUGAUUCAUUCAAAUACAAAACUCUGAGACCGUGUGUUGUGUACAUAUAUGGAAACCCAAGCAGAGGACACUGUGCGGAGGAAGAUGGAGUCGCUGCGAUUGAUCUACGACGGAGAGAUACCGAUUCAGCAGCAGAAGAUGGAUUCUCUAACGGCUUCGUUUCGGAAAUCCCUGGAAUUGAUCGGGGUUACAGCGCGGGAAACCUUCCAAAAUCAUGGAAAAAUAGGGGAGGUUAAAGCUAAGCUGAGACUGGCGGAGGAUGAUUUGGUGAAAGCACUAGCAGUGAAGACCCGUAAAGAAGCUGAGAGGAUGGCGAAAAUGGAUGCUAUUGCUGCUCAAAAGGCAAGAGUAGAAGAGCUUAGAAGAAGCGUGCUAGAGCAGAGGGCUAAUAGGGAUGAAUAUGCCGCAAUUAUAUCUCAACAAUUUCUAGCUCUGGCAGCAUUUGAAGAUAGGAGUAACAAAGAAGUUGAAUGUAAAGCUCAAGCACAAGAUGCAACUUUGUGGUAUAAUAGAGUUCUUGGUUUCCAUGUCGAAGGCGGACAUGGGGUAAAAUUUACAUUCAAGAACAUUAAUCCAAAAAACCCAAAUGAGAAGUACUCUUUCACCAUUCGAUAUGCAUAUGAUACUUACACCUUGUUAGAUUGUGAUAUACACUUGAAUGACACCAAAGAGUUGAUCCAUGAAUUGAACAGAACCAAUGGUUUAUUCAAAUUUGUCAGAAUCAUGAGGGAGAAGUUUCAAGAAGCUAUGGCUCAAGGGUUUUUGCCUCAAUCAACUACUGGUCAUCAAGAGUCUUCCAUGAUCUCUAUGUCGGCUCCAGUUUUGUCCGUGUCAACUGACAGAAGUGAAUCCAGUGACCAUCGUGUUCAACAUGGAGAAGGCAAUAGACCUAAGAAAGUACUCCAUGCAAGAGUGAUGAAACCUGAUGUUUUGUCUCCAGGAUCAGCAUCAUCUGUUAGAUGUUCCCCUCGUUUGAAGGUUUAUAUAUGAAGAUGGUGGCUGUUAUAUCACAUCAAAAUUGAUUCAACAUACACCUCGGGCCGUAAGCUCUCAGCUAGUCAUAACUCAUGACUCAGGCCGGUUCACGAUUGACAUGCAAAGCACAACAUACAAGUGUUUGCCGUUUAGAAACAGAUGACAGCCUCACCAUUUUAUGUUCCCAGAAUUCUGUACGGUGUACUUUGUUUUAAUCUAAUUAUCAGAUUUUAACUGCUGAUACAACUCUUACAUGUAUUUCUUAGUUAACUCAAUUACUUCAUUGCCAAUUCUUCCCUUAAA